This is a messenger RNA of Insectozyma verbasci, 1887 nucleotides long. NCBI's taxonomy places the organism in Eukaryota, Fungi, Ascomycota, Pichiomycetes, Serinales, Debaryomycetaceae. The record is from the annotation of a GenBank genome assembly.
AUGUCGUCAACUCCUUUAUAUGUAAGAGGUGGUGUUUGGACUAAUAUCGAAGAUGAAAUACUAAAAGCUGCAGUUCAAAAAUAUGGGGUAAAUCAAUGGGCUAGAGUUAGUUCUUUAUUACCUAAAAAAUCUGCGUUACAAGCAAAAGCAAGAUGGAAUGAAUGGUUAUCACCUCAAAUUAAUAAAGAUGAGUGGUCAAAACAACAAGACGAAAAAUUAUUAGAUAUGGUUAAGUUAUUACCAAAUCAAUGGAGAACUAUUGCUUCAGUUAUUGGUAAAACUGCAACUCAUUGUGUUGAAAGAUAUCAAAAAUUAAUUAAUGAAGCUGCUGGUUUACAAGAAGAUGAUUUCGGUUUAACUGGUCCUGGUAUUGAAUCAUUACCUGCUACUGGUGCUACUCAAAAUUUUGGUGGUGUUGUUGUUGAUGGUGAUAUAAAUUUAAAUCCCGAAAGUAAACCUGCAAGACCAGAUGAUGACGAUUUAGAAGAUGAUGAAAGAGAAAUGUUAGCUGAAGCUAAAGCAAGGUUGGCUAAUACUCAAGGUAAAAAAGCAAAAAGAAAAGCAAGAGAAAGAAUGUUGGAAGAAAGUAAAAGAAUUGCAAUAUUACAUAAAAGAAGAGAAUUAAAAGCUGCUGGUAUAAAUAUCUCUUUAAAAUCAAAAAAUAAAAAGAAGUUAAAAGAACCUGAUUAUGUAAAUGAAAUCCCUCAUCAAGUGACUGCAGCUGCAGGUCCAUAUGAUGUUAAUGAAGAAUUAUUGGAAAAUGUGAAUUUUCAGAAUCAAUUUGAUACAACUGUUGCAAGAAAAGGUAUAAGUUUAAAAGAAGUUGAUGAUAAAAUAGCAAAGGAAAAGAAGAAGAAGAAAGAGAAAAGAACAAUCAAAAGAACAGUACAGGAAGAUAAUGAAGAGAUUUCAAAAAGGAGAAAGUUAAAUUUAUCUGAACCAACUGAAGCAAUUAUGGAUAUAGAUAUUGAUCAAAAAAUUAAAGAUACAGCAAAAGAAUUGAAACAAAUAGAAGCAAAAAGUACUCCUUUGUUAAAAGAUACGAAUACAAAUGUACAAUUGAUCACAACUGAGAAAGAAGCAGCAACCAAACCAGUUAACAAAUCAGCAAUAAUUCAAUUACUUAAAGAAUCCAUUGCAAAAUUACCAACACCAAUACAUCAUUCUGGAAAAAUCAUGCGUACAUUUGAUAAAGAUGGUAUAUCCAUUGACUUGAGUGUGAAUGAAUCAAAUGAUCACGAGAUGAAUGAGAAAUUGGCUAUUUUACUGAAGGUCAAUGAAGAAAGUUUAAAAACUCAAGCUGCUCAAAAAAAUUUACCAAUCCCAAAUGUAGUAGCUUUAGAUAAGGUAGAAAUAAGCAAUAUCAUUAAAGAAGAGUUUGUUAAAUUGGUAAAAUCAGAUUAUAGAAGAUACAAGGAUUCAACAUAUAAUGCACUAAUAGUACCUGAAUUAGAUUCAAUUCUUCGAGAUAAAGUAAUAAGUUUAAUAGAAGAUGAAGUAAAAACCAAUAAUAAACUGGAUAAACUAACAGACUUUAAAUAUGAACUACAACUACCUAAAUCAUUUGAUGUUGCUGAAAUUAUCAUAAAUAAACUUCACGAUUUUCAUAAAUUAACAGAAGAGAAAUUAAAUUUAUUGGAUUUCCAAGAUUAUUAUAAUCAAAGAGAGACUAAAAUUGGUGAGAUAAAUGCUUUGCAACAAGAAUUGGCUUCAAUUAAUCAAGAAUACGAAUUUGUUAAAUUGAGACAAGAUAACGAAGAAAACUACAUCAAUAAUCAAGUUGAAAAAAUGAGCAAUCAUUUAAAAGAAUUUUAUGAGAAAGUUGAUUCUAUUCAAAACAAAGCUAGGGAAUUAAAAUUAAAUAUUAAUGGGUAUAAUGAUAAAUAG